This is a messenger RNA of Callithrix jacchus (white-tufted-ear marmoset), 2116 nucleotides long. Its product is annotated as testis-specific chromodomain protein Y 1-like. Gene Ontology annotation, molecular function: transcription corepressor activity. Gene Ontology annotation, cellular component: nucleus. NCBI's taxonomy places the organism in Eukaryota, Metazoa, Chordata, Mammalia, Primates, Cebidae. The record is from RefSeq and is a predicted model, not a curated record.
UAAGAGUCAAAGCUGUGGAUUUAGCUCAUCUUACCUAAAGCUACCUAGCCAGCUACCUUGGCAUCAUAAGCCCAAGUUCAAGCUGCCUCAGCAAAGAUUAAGUGUGAAGAGGAUAAGGCUCGUGGACUGCUUCUUCACACACUUUUUACUACAGCAGUGUCCACGAAGUGGAAGAGGCUCAUCCAUACAUAGCACCUGGUGAAGCACUGGAGGCGGAAAGAAGCGGCUAUGAAGAGACACAACUGAAAAACCUUGGCACAGCAACUGCCUCAAUUCUGUCUCUCUCUUCAUGGCUUCCCAAGAGUAUGAGGUUGAAGCUAUUAUUGACAAAAGAAAACAUAGAAACGGGACAACAGAGUAUUUGGUUCGGUGGAAAGGGUAUGACAAACAGGAUGACACUUGGGAACCAGAGCAAAACCUCACAAACUGUGGAAAAUGUAUUUGUGACUUUAACAGACGACAGACGCAAAAGCAGAAAAAAUCGACAUGGAUCAGAACAAGGACGACUUCUUCAAACAACGUCAGGAAACGAACUUCCAGAACUUCCACAUCUAGCUUCCCUAAGAAAAUUCCUAAAAGGCCAUCGACUGGCAACCACAACAAAUCCAAAAACAACCAGUUGUUUGCUGCCAGACAGAACAUUAGAAUAAACACGGCGGCACUUCUCACUGACCCAAAACAUUUGCGGCACAUAAAUUCAACUAUCACGACACUUGUACCUCAGAGCCCAGUUAACCGCCAGAACACAGUUAGUGCUGAUUUGAAACCUGAGAAACUAGAUCCUCUUGCACCAGUUCAGGAGGACAAGGUGGUGUUUACGGCGGCAGCAGAGAAACCCAUCAGAAUUACAUCAGAUCCUGACACAGAACAGGAUGGAAUAGAAAACAGGACCCACACACCACUACCAGUGUCUCAAAUGUCUGACUCACUUACUGCUUCCAUGGCCACAGAGUCAGAGAACAAAGAAGGUAUAGUGGUAUUGAUGGACCCUUCAACAGCCAAUGGAAAAACAAACAGGUAUUCAUCUGUUUCAAGAGUGAAAGCUGGAAAAAGAGAAAUUACUGAUGAUAGAAAAGACCAGCCUUUUAUCAAGAGGAUGCAUUUCACCAUAAGAUUAAAAGAAAGUGCCAACAGAUACAGAGACAUUGUAGUCAAGAAAGACGAGGGAUUCACCCACAUAUUGCUAUCCACUAUAUCAACAGAGAAAAAUAAACUAAACACAGAAGUUAUUAAAGAAAUCAUAAAUGCUCUGGAAAGGGCUGCUGUGGAUGACAGCAAGCUUGUGUUGUUCAGUGCCACUGGCAGUGUCUUUUGCUCUGGUCUUGAUUUUGGGUACAUUGUGAAGAAUUUAAGGAAUGACAGAAACAGAAUGAGCAGUGAAAUGGUGGACACCAUUAAGAGCUUUGUGAAUGUUUUCAUUUAUUUUAAAAAAUUUAUUGUCGUAUUUGUCAACGGCCCAGCCAUUGGGCUAGGUGCAUCCAUACUACCUCUUUGUGACUUGGUUUGGGCUAAUGAAAAGGCUUGGAUUCAAACCCCAUAUAUGACCUUUGGACAGAGUCCAUAUGGCUGUGCUACUGUUACAUUUCCAAGAAUCAUGGGUAAAGCAUCGGCCAAUGAAAUGUUGAUUGGUGGGCGAAAGCUGACAGCAUGGGAGGCAUCUGCCAAAGGCCUCGUCUCUCAGGUGUUCUUGAAAUCAACUUUCAUCCAAGAGGUGAUGAUUCAAAUUAAGAGGCUCGCCUCCUGUAAUCCUGUUAUACUGGAAAAGUGUAAGGCCCUUGUGUGCUGUAAUAUGAAGAUGGAGUUGGAACAGGCCAAUGAGAGAGAGUGUGAAAUGCUGAAAAAAAUCUGGAGCACAGCAGAAGGGAUAGAAUCCAUGUUAAAGUAUGUUCAAACAAAAAUUGAUGAGUUUUAAUAACCAGUCUGACUGCUUAGGACACAAGAACGAAAAUUAACGAAUAUAUAAUUACCUGAAGAUGCCCUAAUUCAUCUUAAUAGCCUAACGUAAUUUCAAUUAGAUUUAAGGCUUGGAGGAAGAAUUGAAAAAAUCUGAGCCCCUUAUUUAAUAUUAUGAAGAAAUUGUUAUAGAUUUAGAAUAAACAAUAAAACAACUUCUUUG